UAUGAGGAUUCAUCUAUUUUAAGGGUGACAGAAUAUAUUUGCACACUGAGGCAAUAAGGAAGAAGUCGGUCUUUAAGAGGCUCCAGAGGAAUAAACAACCUGGAUUUGCACUCACAUCAUCAUCAUCCUCCUCAUCAUCAUCAUCCGAUGAGGGAAGACAGAUAAGAAAAUGGAAGUGUAUUGUAAGGCGCUGCCGGGACCACAGGAGAAAUUCAUACUCCUCAUCUUGUAUCUUCAUCUGUGGUACAGGCCUAUAGCUGAAGCAAUUCAUCCGGACUGCGCCAUCAUCUCACAGCACCUCAGGGCUCGGGAGGUUUGCAGCCAGACGAGGAGGAGCGAAGCGCAAAACCAGAGCGACCACAGCGGAUGUAAUACAGAGUGGGAUGAGAUUGGCUGCUGGCUGAGAGCUGAAGUCGGGCAGGUGGUCAAUGUGUCAUGUUCUGAUGUCUUCCAGCAUUUCUCCAGCAAUCAAGGGUAUGUUUACAGGAACUGUACGGUUGACGGCUGGUCAGAAAUGUAUCCACCCUACGAGGAGGCCUGUGCUUUCAGUGACGACAGCGAGCCUGAAUCUGAGACGAGUUACCUCUCCACGUUCAGACAGGUCUACACUGUGGGCUACGCCACCUCGCUCAUCUCCCUCAUCACAGCCAUUGUGGUGUUCACAGCCUUCAGGAAGUUCCGCUGCACCAGAAACUACAUCCACAUCAACCUGUUCUCCUCCUUCGUCCUGAGAGCCAGCGCUGUUUUCAUUAAAGACACCGUGCUGUUCGCUGACGAGACCCUGGACCACUGCUCCGUGUCCACGACAGCGUGCAAGUCAGCCGUGGCUUUCUUCCAGUUCAGCAUCCUGGCCAAUUACUUCUGGUUGCUGGUGGAGGGCAUGUAUCUGCAGACGCUGCUCGCCCUGACCUUUGUCUCUCAGAGGAAAUAUUUCUGGUGGUACAUCCUGAUUGGUUGGGGGCUCCCGUCAACGGUUCUCAUACUUUGGGUGUUGACCAGAUUCUUCUAUGAUGAUAGAGGUUGCUGGGAUGACACAGAAAAUGUUGCAAUCUGGUGGAUUAUUAAAGGACCAAUAACAGCCUCGCUGCUGGUUAACAUAGUCAUCUUCAUCAACGUGAUCCGGAUUCUGGUUCAAAAGCUUAAAUCCUCAGCCAUGGCCGGGAACAAUGACACCGGACACUUUAUGAGGCUGGCUAAAUCCACCCUUUUCCUCAUCCCUCUGUUUGGGAUGCACUACACAGUGUUUGCCUUCCUGCCUGAGAACACUGGAAUGGCAGCCAGACUCUACAUCGAACUCGGGCUGGGAUCCUUUCAGGGUUUUGUGGUGGCACUGCUUUACUGUUUCAUGAAUGGAGAGGUCCAAACAGAGCUGCGGAGAUGGCUGUGGAAGUGUCACAAUCAAAACCAUCUCACCCCAGCCAAGCGAAGUAUCACUCAGAUCACAGUUCGAGCCCGCGGGGGGCUCAAGCGGCCUCCUUCUAGCGGCAACAUCUCCUCAGUAUGAUUUUUAAGAGACCAUCCAUGAGAGGAAAGUUGUUGUGAGAAUAUCACGCAAAGAGGAAGUCCUCAAACUCAACCUGCUGAUGACAUUAAUUCAACAACCCCUCCAUGAGAGGAGUGUAGUGAUUACAGAAAUGUUGCGCCGGGAUGAAUAACAUCAGUGUCAGCAGCAGUUAGAAUGAUGACAUCACACAUUUCUGAGCUAAAUCACAGUGUCUUCUAUCAUGUGUGCAACCAAAAAAAUACUAAAAAGUAAAAGGACACUGGUGCUUUUGUAAGGAUGUCAUGGUGACGCUGUGAAAAAGAGCACAGCAGAGACAGAGCUGGCCCAGAACCUGCAGGAAGAUGAUUUCACAUGCUUGUGUUUACAGUUUGGAGUACAAAAAUGAGCAAAUGUUUGAGGGAUUAUAUAGAGACAGCUGUGGAAACAAUGGCUGUUUGAACUUGGCUAAAUUAUGUGAGACAAGCUUGACUUGUCUAAUUGUUUUAUGCAGCACUCAACAGAAGCAGUUUUUAGUGCGGGCUGAAAAUAUGUGCGGGGUUGAUAUGAACCGAAUGUGCAAAUUGAUUUUUUUGUGCAGCAAUUCAGCUGCUGCUAAAGAGAAAAUUUCAAUCAUGAACAUGCAGAGGAACCUGAGCGGAUGUAUUUAAGGCUGUGUGUUUGCCUGUGUGUGUGAAGCUGCCACAUAUUGGUACAUCAUGUCUUAAAAAACUAAUUAUUUGGAGGAGCUGUCUGCUUUGAUGAGCCAUCUUUGAAAUAUUUGUGAAUAUUUAUGAGCUUGUUUCUUCCUUCAUCUGUCACUUUUUAUGCUGCUGCCAGAUGUGAUAAUCUGAUUUUUUUGGCACAUUUGUUGCACUGAAGGAGAAACCAAAUUGGUACAAAAAAAGAUGCCAGGCAUUUACAGGGUAAGGUGGCAUCAAAUUGGUUCUGUGUGUGUAUUUAUAUCUGGCAUUUGUUUAAGCUCAAGAUUUUGCCCAUAUGCAAGUGACUGCCCAAAUUUAUAGCCAGAAACAAAACAAAACAAAAAAACAAAAACACCAAGACAUUCAAGCUCUGGCCAUGUCCACAUGGAGACGAGAUUAGGUGUAUCCGCAAAGGUUUUUUAUUGUAUAGACCUUUCGUAAACAUGGAACCAGCGUUUUAGGAGCCCAGUACGCCAACUUUUGUAACCGGGUCCCAGAAUGAAAAAAUCUGAAGACGCCACCUUCGCAUUUCCGUAUUUACAAUAUAGUACGCCUCUUUUCUGAAGCGAUGAUGCCAUAACCCCACCUCUCCCUUAACCCGCAUGCACUAGGCGUAAAGGCGCCACAACAACAAUGGCUGACUACGCAGUGGUUGCAUUUGUGCUAGUUUUGUAAUCAAGUGUGACUCUAAGUAGCAGCUCUACCUCGUCGUCAGUCCAUAUAAAGUGAGCUCCUCUGGCGUUUGUAUUUUUCCGCCAUCUUCUUCUUCAUGUUUGUUUACUUCGCACGAUUUUUAUGCGCAUGCUCCAUUUCUUAUUCUCUGUUUUUGGUGUACUUUGUGGCAGCGUUGCAGCGCCACUCACAGGCCUUGUAUAUGUACUACAGCCUUUUUAGUGGCUUCAUGUUUACGUACACAUAUCUUGAGACGAUUCCGUGUUUAUGGAAAACUUUUAAAAAACGAAAUCGGUUUCGUCUUCGUGUGGAUAUGGCCUCUGUCUGUAGCUGCCGAAUCUCUGUGCUGGGUAUCGUCACAACCCAAUCACUUAAAAAAUAGCAUUGUAGGUUUCUUCAAACCACAUUACACACAUUACAUUUGUAAGUUAUGAUAAAACAGAUACAUAGACGCUUUUAAUUUCAACAACAAUGUGGUUAGGUUCAGGCAAAGAUCACAUUUUGACAUAAAAUAUCUGGUCUGGGGGGCAGGAAGGCAGCGAUGUCUCAGCAUAAAACAGCCAUGUUAGUGUCUGAUGCCUUGUUUCAACAGUUUACACCUCUAGUGUUUAAUGCAAAGAAGUGUGAAAGAUAAAACGUCACAGGGGAAGUGGGAGAAAAGUUGAUCUGAGUGUUUUUUACCAUCUGAUCUUGUGGGAUAUCCACAUGGAGCAGCACUGAGACAAAAACAGGACCAAUAACGUAUGGUGACAAAUGAGUGAUGAGGUUGGUCUGUCAGGUGUGUAGCCAGUUUUCUAAAACAUUUUGUUGAAAGACGUAUGAUCCAUUAUGCAUGCACUCUAUGUAGUAACUUUUUUAACAAAACAAAAUAUCUAAACCAUCCACUGAGGUGUGAACGGGCGAACUUGUUCUGGAUACGUUUUCUGGGAUAAGAAUAAACCAGCGUCCAGUGUGCUUUAUCUCUUUGGAUUGGGCGAGCCAUUUAUUCUCAACACAUGCUCACCCUUACAUAGCGGGGCAACAGCAUUGUGCAUAUUCAACCUUUAUUCCAUUCAGCAAAUUCAGUUUUCCACGCUGAUACUUGAUGCUUACAUGACAUGCUUCAGUAACACGGUCAAAAACUGUUCACUUCCUGUUCCACACACCUUAUUCCCAUUACCUGGAGCUUACCAAUAUGCACUUUAAACAUGGAUGCUUCACCCUGUGUUCAGUUUAAUAACUGCAUGAGUAUAUUUAUAUUUACCUUGUUUAGAUAAGGAUAAAAUAAACAAACAAAAACUAUAUGAUGGCUCCAACACUCUACUGAUUUAUAAUAAUACCUAGAUACUGGAUGCCAAGAUGGAUGCCUGGGUUUACUUACCACUGGCUCUGGCUCCACCCACUUGGCUCAUAGACUUUACAUCAUUAUGACAUCACAGGUUUUUAAGUUGCUUUUCUCAGCUCAAGGUUGUCAAAGUUUGACAAAAAAAAAACCUCCAUGGAUCAGAAACGGAUAACAGAUUGAGUUAUGAUAGACCUUGUUUGCAGUUUGAGGUGUCUUGUCAACAGUUUCACAGACAUCUCUUUGACAAUGGUGGACUAUGGGUCAAAUGCUUUUUGGGACACAGGGGAUGUCUUGCAGCAAUACAUGAGGGGCCAGUGGGAAAAAUGUUCCUGGGGGCCUGCUACGUUAUGUUACACUGGUAGCAUUGUUACGCCCAUCCUUGGGUCGUCCUAUGGGACAAAUGAAACUCCACCACUGACCCAAUAUAACCAUGUAAGACAUCUUUAAAACACUCAGCAAGCAAACAAGACAAGGGAAAUUUUGGGCUGAGAGGCAACAGGGCCAGUAGUCCCCACACCAGUGUCCUUUCUCCUCUGCUGGCACAGGAGCCCUUGAGCACCUCCUCCAUGCCAGGUGCACUGCACCUUGUUAAGUAAUGCAGCACACCUGGGCAGAUCUACAGUGGAGGGAAAAGGGACAGCAGCACAGAACAUAACGCAUGUUACUGAUGUUAGCUGGCUAAACAUGCUGUCGAACUUUGCACUUUGAAAAAAUGUAUAAAUAGAGCUGCAUUCAUCAAUCUGUUAGCAAAGUUGUUUUUGUGCUAACUUCCUGUGGUACAAUGCAUCCCGU
Epinephelus fuscoguttatus (brown-marbled grouper) is the source of this 4972-nucleotide messenger RNA. Its product is annotated as vasoactive intestinal polypeptide receptor 1-like. Lineage: Eukaryota; Metazoa; Chordata; Actinopteri; Perciformes; Serranidae. Bases 170 to 1504 code for a protein of 444 amino acids. Gene Ontology annotation, biological process: cell surface receptor signaling pathway; adenylate cyclase-modulating G protein-coupled receptor signaling pathway. Gene Ontology annotation, cellular component: plasma membrane. The transcript has 13 exons. Gene Ontology annotation, molecular function: peptide hormone binding; vasoactive intestinal polypeptide receptor activity; G protein-coupled peptide receptor activity. The record is from RefSeq and is a predicted model, not a curated record.